This is a messenger RNA of Dibothriocephalus latus, 213 nucleotides long. The record is from the annotation of a GenBank genome assembly. Lineage: Eukaryota; Metazoa; Platyhelminthes; Cestoda; Diphyllobothriidea; Diphyllobothriidae.
AUGCCAGUCUACUCCCAAUGCAGGGCUCGUCCCGAGGCGGGACACAAAGAGUUGCAGCCACACCUGACAGCAAAGACGCUGGAGAUCAACCCAGUGGCACAGCCACCCGAGACAGCUCCUCCGGAUUUUGUACAAAUAAACCCUCCUUCGGGUGGAUUCCAGAAUUAUGCCCCUCUUAUUGUGUUCUUCCUUGGGGAUUUUGACAGGGCGUAA